GAGAAAUGAACUCAGGGCACCCAACCUUCACUGUAUUGGUCUCGCGUUACAGGACAUGCCAAAGUUAACGGUUACACUUUUACGCUUUGUGCGUGUCUUUCAGUGUUCAGUUCAAUAGAAAGUAUGCGUUGUAAAUUCUCAGGUGACUGACAGUUAAACCUUAUUCAGUAAAAAGGCAGCAAAUUCGUUAACCGAAGGAAAAUUUUUCAAGGGAGAUAGCUGCGUUUCUGAUGCGAGUGAUGUCCCCUGCCUACAUCCGCUUCCGACCGCUUCCCAGUAACAAGCAUAAACAUGGUAUCGGAACCGAGUAUUGUUUGUGAAGGUUCCUUGGCACUUAGUUUUUCUUGAAGUGUUUUAUUCACGUAUGGAAAAUGGAUGAGGUUGAUGGAGACUUUCGUACCAGAAAACAAAAGCCAAUGAACUCCUUUCAAAGGGAAUUGGAUGCAAAAAUGAAGGAAAGGCGGGCCAAAGGGUUAACUGCAGAUAUCACAAGUGAAGAGAGUGAAGAAGACUCCAUUUUAUCCAAUAAUGAUUUGCUCAUGCAAUAUUCAACAUCUCGGCAAAAUAGACCAAGGUCUGCAAAACACCGCUCUGGCCAUGCCUCCUCCAUGCAAGGAAACUUUGAUAUGACACUUGAUGAAGAAUAUUUUCGUGCCGUAAAUGACAUGAGGGGGCACCAGUUAAGUGAUAAUGAUGACAUUGAUGAUAAUGAAAUAAUGCAUAAACAAAACAAAAAAUCUGGAGUGCAGCAAAAAGAAAACAGAUUUGUAAAAAAACCACAGUCCAGAGAGAUCCUUAAAGCUUCAGAAACUUCAAUAGAAGAUAGCUUGUUUGGAUGGAAGUCAUCAAUACCAAGAGAGAGAAGUCCCACAAGUGGCUUUACAGGUCCUUCUAAACCAUGGCAGCCACCUAGUUUUCAAAAUGUUUCUCCAUCGGACAAUCACAGAAAGGAAUUAUUACCAGAAAAGGGCAUGUAUGCCACAGAAAGUGGACUUGAUUCCACCUUGAAAUCACAGACACCUAGGACACCACGAUUUGAGCGUAACAGGAAGGAAAGUAAAUCACCAAGGGACUUAUCUUUAGAAGACUCAGAGAAGCCUACACCAACAACUCGUAGAAAAAAUGAUUCAAGAGAUUCUCAAAAUUCCCGUACAACACCUGCUCUUGAUAUAUUUGGGAAGUCUCGCAGUGAACAAAGUGCUGAGAUAGAGAAAGAGCUGGAAGACAUUGAAGAGAAAAAGAAAGAGGCAGACAAACGGCAAUGGAGAGCAGAUGACAGGAAGACCCCAACACAGCAGAAAUCUCCUGAUUUUCGUAGAUUGACUCCACGGCAAAAAACGCCUACAGACCUUAAGGGGAAGCAGACCCCCACCAAUCGCAAAUCUCCCACUGAUGCAAAUGUAGGAGAGUUGCAAUCAAAAAAAGAGCCUUCACUUUUGGACUUCAUGAUUGGGGAUACAGCAUCAAAACCUACAAAAGAUACCCCUAAGCCAAAAGAAAGGCCGAAAAGAAUUCUAAAAGAUGGCAGAAUCCCUAGUGAAUCUCAAGAUUCGAGGCAGAUUGGUGAUGGUGUUGAGAUGCCACGGCAAGUAGAAGAUACAAGUUCUUUGUGUGAAGAGGUUAAAGAUGAUCCAGCUGCCAUGACAAAGAAGUCUGUGGAUGAAAGUGGAGAAGGCAAAAUGGUCACUGAAACAAAGACUGCAGAUGAUAUCAUCAGCCUUAUAGCCAAGGCACAAAAAGGCAUGCAGUUUAUUGAACCAGCAAAGAGAAUCAGGCCUGUCUCAGCUCAUGCAAAAGUUGAACACCGGCCAAAACCUCGUUAUGGUGUGCUUCCUGGAGAGACAGUAUCAUUAGCCACUGAAAGACAGUUCAAUAGCACCACAGAUAUUCGCAAUGCUGUGUAUGAGGAAUGGUACCGACAACAUAUGAAGGAAGCCAAAAGGAUGCAAAAAGAAAAAGAGAAGAAAGAAAAGGAGGAAAACGAAAAAAAGAAAAAGGAGAAAGAGGACAAAGAGAUGGAAGCGAAACUGUCCUAUAAGGCUUGGCAGGAGAAGAAGAAAGAGCUCAUUGCAGAACAGGAAGCAAAGAAACAAGAGGAAGCAGAAAAGAAGAGAGAGAUGGAGGAAAAGGAAAAAGAAGAGCAGAGGAAGAAUUCAGAAGUUACUUUCAGCAAGUGGAAAGAAAAGAAAGAUGAAUUCCUCAAGUUCCAGCACAGACAGAAUCAAUUAAAGCAGAGAAAAGAGAAGCAAGCAGAGGAAGCAAAGAAGAAGGAUAAAGAGAAAGAUGGGACGAGUGCAUUCAAGAAAUGGAAAGCAUCGAAGGACACGGAACUGAAGAGCAAGUUGAAGGCGAGUAAGAAGGCAGAAGAACAGGAGAAGAUCAACCUGGACGCCACACGGCGCAUGAAGGAAGAUGAAGCAAGCGUCAAGUACGAGGAAUGGUUGAAAACAAAAGAGAAACAUGAACUUCGAAAGAAGAUCGAACUCCGCAGUCGACGAAUGUCUGGGGACGUCGAUGAGCGCCCUCCAUGGAGUCCCGCGAACUACACAGUUCCUUUCGGACGAUGACCUCAUGGAGAAGGGAUUCCAAUGUUAGUGGAUGUUGUUUUGUGACCUCUCAAACAUAUCUUUCGCUGUCCAGAUCGCUUGUUUGUUUGCUUGCUUGCUGAUGAGGCUGGCGCGGUUGUAGUCAUACAUACAGAUAAUGAGAGACAGGCGUAGAGGCGUGAGAUACGUCUGGCCACUUUGUCCCUGCACUUGUUUGGUGGCCCCAUGGGAAAGCCUCAGUGCAAGUCGGGGAAAAACAUUCGUUUGUGGGAGCGAAGCAAAAAUAUAGAUGACAGUAAGUAAAUAGCAGGUCAGUGAGUGACACAAAAUUUAUUGCAGAAGGGUUUCGUUAACAGUUAAAAGACAACACGAGCGAUGGUCACGUUUGUUUUGUUCUUUAGGUUGUGUGCAUUUCAGAUAUGACCGAUGUCGUGGAAACUGCAGAAGCUGAACUAACGCCUGGUUAUGAGACCCUCGUGUAGGCCGAACAACGUGAAUACAAGCGGUGCAGAAACGGGGUGCCGACCUGAACAGAAAAGAUGGUGAGGAACACUCGCAAAAUGCUGUGUGCAUCGUGUCGCACAGUGGUAGUGGAUAUCAAUCCUCUAGUAGUGCUUCAACGCACUAUGUUUUGUGGCGGCACAAGCGUUGGGAAAGAUGGGGGUCAGCAGUGGUAGGACCUCGAGCGGUGUUUAAAUCAGGCGGGUCUACGGUAUCGCCAUUGCCAUCGCCGCUAGUUAUCAGACGGGUGGCACUGGAGACAAUGAUCCUUUAUCAUUGUUUCUGCUUGCCGCUGCGAGCCUGACAUUUCGGUCAGAGGAAGAGAGAGAGAGGAGGAGGAGGGGGUGGGGGCUGAAUAUGGACCGAGCUUGUGGAGCACCAGUGGUCCCAAACUCUACAUAGUGUAUCUCGGACAGGAACUGCCUGUCUGAAUUAUUACUAAUUGCUAGGACGGACGACCCUGCUUCGGUUCUUAGGAACGGGACACACCAAACAAGAUGGAUGUAGACAGAGAGGACAAGAUGGAUGAAGACAGACUCAGUCAAAUGCAUUUUUUAAAGUCGGUGAAAUUGCGGAAAAGAUCUCUCUGGUGUUACAGAUUUUCUAUUAAGAUGCAACCGUUAAGGAUGUGUUCUUCAUUGCUCUGUCCUACACUGAUGUCAGCUUGGUCUUCAGCGAGGAGCACUUGGGUGACUGAUGGGCACAUGGUUGUGAUGUAGUGUCUUGAAGCAGGGUCGUCUCCUCUUCUCGCACAUACUGGACAUUAUGUCUUUGUGAUGUAGCAUCAUGUAGGCCGACUAGAUUUGGAUACUUUCAUGGCAGUUCCCCCUACUUCAUCUAUACACACUAUACAAAAUGAAAUUGUAAAUAAAUGUUCUUUAGAGACCGAGCUCUAUGUUUGAAAAGUUGAAAGUACCGGAAUCUAGAUUUAUCUUGUGUUCUUUGUUCUUUGUGUUUGGCCAGUGGACAGUUCAAAACUUUUCUUUUUGGGUGGGGGAGGGGAGGAGGCAUCAUGGUCGAGCUUGCUUGUGCCAAGUCUUUCCAGUGUUGUUUGCUCUAUGGAUACUUAGUCAAGUGGCCGGUCGCAGAUGCCGCUUCACCUGUUCCUCGAUGUGAGGAUAUUUGCCGAUGUGAAGGCUUGAUAAGCUUUUCCUCCAACGCCAGAUUGCAGUUAUGCCGCUCCUUCAGCUCGACGAUCGUGAAUUCUCGGAUGAAUACUGUCUUUUAAGGAAUUGUGGAAGUAGUAUUCACCAUGUCGGAGAAAUCAACAAAAGAACGGUCAUGUAAAACUUUGGCCACAUUCAUCUACAGGACGACGCCUGACUCCGUGUCACUCUGUCGUCUUAGUGGACUCACACCCCGCUCACCUCUUCGCCGGCUUCCCAUCAUCCGGGGCUGUGUGCUGCACGCCUGUCCAAGAUCAGUCAGCAGAAUGUCAUACUGAGGUCGUCAAGAUCAACGCAGGGUGCGCGCGGGUGUGUGUGUGGAGCUUCUGUCGACGCAGCGAUCACAACUGCUUUCAAGCAAGGUGUGUUUGGCACUGGCAGCCCCACCCCACCAUGUCACGAGCAUGAUAAAGGUCUAGCAAUCAUCAUAAUCUUCCCCAUCCUCCUACUCCUCAUCAUCAGUGAACAGUAACAAACCAGCUUAGUGCCUUAGGCGGGUGUGUGUUGGGUUGUAUUUUUUUAGUUGCGGAAGGUAUACAUGUACAGUGCGUCAGCAAACUCGCGGAUGGUAGGUACACAGUGUAAUCGUCAUUAGACAUUUUGCUGUCGUCGUAGUGGCUCCCGCAAAAGUAGCGGGAGGAGGGGAGGGUUGGUCUGCUGGCUAGCGACAGAGAAGAAGACAGCGGGUUGAAGGACUCCAAUGACGUCAGCAGAGUCGGGAAUUGCUGACCCCUCACCCCGCAUCCUCCUUCACCAGCUGGCCCACACACCGUACCCUUUCCCACGCCUGACAAAAAUGCUCUCAUCAGACAAAACAUUUUGUUGUUGAAAUGAUGUUCUCAUGGGCAAGUAAUUCCCGCAACUUGUUAGCUGGGACGAACUGUUUGUGAAUGGCUAUCGUGGGGACAGUGCGUUGAUUGACGCCAGGGCGUGUCACGCGCGGCACACUACAGUUUUUAAGUUCAGUUGUGUAAACAAAGGAGGUAUGGCAUGCUGAGAGCGCAUUACUGCUAUUCAAAAAUUGAAUUGUUGCCACGACGAGUGUGAAGCGUUGUAACAACUUGUAGCUGAGCCCAUUAAAGUGGAAUGAAAUAUCCGAGGUUUUUGAGGAGUUUUGCCAGUAUUUUGUGAUGUAUUUUUACCCCUAGAAUAUUGGCAAUAUAUAUUUUUGACUUUUCAGCUUGCGUUUCGGAAGUAAGCAAACAAACAGGCAAACAUUAUCCUGACAUUUUUCUCUGCGCAGCUCUUGUGCUCAUGUACUGAUGUAUUCUCGGUUACAUCCGAAAGUUGGUUCAUUUGUAUUUCUUGGCAGUCUCAUGUCGAGUAUGUAUAAUGUUAAACUGUUUUAUUAACAACACAUUUUGUCUUAGAAGAAGAUCCAGUAAGGAAGUAACACGUUGUGCCACGUUAAAAUUUUGAAGUUUUAUAUGGAUUUUAAUGUAUGUAUUAUAUCGCGUACGUAAUAUUGUUGUAUGGAUGGCGUAGCGCACAGAAUUGAACAAUCGCAAACCAAGUGUCAGUUUAUUGUCAGUUUUCUUGUGCCACUUUUAAAUUUUGAUGUUAAAAUAUUUUUAAAUUUGAAUUAUACCAAAUAUUGAUGAAUGACAAAGUGUCAGUUUAUUGUCAGUUUUCUUUUCUUAUAGAAAUCAUUUUUUCGGAGACUUUUGUUGUUUUACCGUCCAACCUUUUUUUCAAAUUCAGAGGUGAUGAUGAACGUUUUCAGAAAGAUUUUCUUUAUUUCUUUCUAUUUAUUUCUCUACCAUAAUUAUACUAUAAUUUUAAUUUUGUCGCCUUCCCGUCCAGCCGCGUUUUUACUUCACUGCUCAUGUGAUAUUUUUAUCUUUGACAGACAUAUGUAGAUAUUAUAAACGUGUCUUUCCAUUGUU
Pomacea canaliculata is the source of this 6099-nucleotide messenger RNA. Its product is annotated as DNA ligase 1-like. Gene Ontology annotation, cellular component: astral microtubule. Gene Ontology annotation, biological process: mitotic cytokinesis; mitotic spindle assembly; regulation of mitotic cytokinesis. The record is from RefSeq and is a predicted model, not a curated record. Gene Ontology annotation, molecular function: microtubule binding. Lineage: Eukaryota; Metazoa; Mollusca; Gastropoda; Architaenioglossa; Ampullariidae. The transcript has 12 exons. Bases 372 to 2567 code for a protein of 731 amino acids.